CAAGAAUCACAUAUGAAUUUAAGCUAGCGUGCUAGCUAGCUUAGCUAAAGUGCUUCAGUGCGAUUUUCCUUUUUCUUUUUUGAGCUUUUUGAGGCAUUCGUCGAGGCUACAGGAACAGCGACGCCUGAGCGGAGAGUCAAAGCAUGGGUCCGAAAAAGACAGGAGCAACGAAAAGGAGGAGGAAAGAGUCUCUGAAAGGAGAGCAGGAGGAGGAAGAAGAGAAAAAGGUUGAUCACAGAGCAGGUGGAAUGAGGAAAAAACGUGGGAAUAACAAAUACAUUGGAGCUCAUAUGAGUAUUCAAGGUGGGAUCUGGAAAGCAGUGGAGUCCUGCAUAGAGAUGGGGGGCAAAAGUUUCGCUCUGUUUCUGGGCUCCCAGCGAACAUGGAAUCGGCCCCCACUGGACCAGUCGGCCGCAGCCAAGUUUCAGGAGCAACUUUCCCUUCAGGGAUUUGAUCCAGCUCACGUCCUGCCUCAUGGGUCCUACCUGAUGAACUGCGGGUCUCCUAAAAAGGACGUGUUUGAGAAGAGCCAGGCCCUGCUGAUAGACGAGCUCAGCCGCUGUAACCUCCUGGGCCUCAACCUCUACAACUUCCAUCCCGGCUCCUCGCUGGGCUCCAUCACGACUGAGCAGUGCCUGGAGAAUAUAGGGAGGGCCAUUAACCAUGCUCACCGGCAAAUACCUACUGUGGUUACAGUGUUGGAGAACAUGUGUUGUCAGGGUAACACGGUGGGCGGCAAGUUUUCUGAGCUGAAGGGCAUCAUCGACAAAGUGAGAGACCAGACCAGGGUUGGAGUGUGUCUCGAUACCUGCCAUGCUUUUGCGGCUGGAUAUGACCUGGCUGCAGAGGGAGGCGUGAAGUCCAUGCUCGAUGAGUUUGAUCAGGAAGUGGGGCUCCACUAUCUCAAAGCCAUCCACCUCAAUGACUCCAAAGGUAAACUGGGCUGCAACCUCGAUCGGCACGAAGACAUCGGCAAAGGUCACAUCGGCGUCCCCGCUUUCCGAGACAUCGUUAAUGAGCCCAGACUCGACAAUAUCCCUCUGAUCCUGGAGACACCUGGACGGCCAGGAUUUGAGUAUGCCGAGCAGAUUGCAUUCCUCUAUUCCCUCUGUAAGAAUAAAUAAAAAAGAAAAUGCACUUACUGAUGAAUUAGCACUUGCAAAGUGAAGGUUUUAUAACCACAGCUCUAUAAUCUGAUAAGAGAAUUGAUGCGUUUGUCGAGGACCAAAGCUGUUAGGCGUGGACACCGACCGCUAAACCCCCUUAAACACACUCAGAAGUUCUGCUCACAAUGUGAAACGUUUUGUCCAGAAAAUCAGUUUUCUCCUUGAAUGAACUUGCGUUGAAUAAAAUUAAUAUUCAUGUGGUUGCAAGAGUGUGACUUGUUCAGAGUUGACCAUUAGAGGGCAGCAGAAAUACACAAAUGCAGCAUUUUAGUGUCAUAGGAUGCAGGCAGAGGUGGGGGGGAGUCUAAAAAUCAUACUUUCAUGCCCAGUUUAUAUUGUAUUUACAUAUGUAUGUAUUUUAUAUACUGUAUGUAUAUUAAACAAUGUUGUAGUCGUCA
Molecule: messenger RNA, 1564 nt
Organism: Solea solea (common sole)
Lineage: Eukaryota; Metazoa; Chordata; Actinopteri; Pleuronectiformes; Soleidae
Product: probable endonuclease 4
Exons: 8
Coding region: 144-1124 (326 amino acids)
Biological process (GO): base-excision repair
Cellular component (GO): mitochondrion; nucleus
Molecular function (GO): phosphoric diester hydrolase activity; DNA binding; zinc ion binding
Source: RefSeq, a predicted model, not a curated record